Molecule: messenger RNA, 1299 nt
Organism: Rubroshorea leprosula
Lineage: Eukaryota; Viridiplantae; Streptophyta; Magnoliopsida; Malvales; Dipterocarpaceae
Source: the annotation of a GenBank genome assembly
GUCAACACAGGUUUCACUCUCUGCAUCAUACUCAGUUUCGGACAAAUUAUUCACUUUUCAUGCCCCUCUAUGAUUAUGUCUAUGGAACCAUGGACAAGUCCACAGAUGUUGUUUAUCAAACUUCACUCAAAAGACAAGAAGAGUCACCAGAUGUUGUGCACUUGACUCACUUAACCACAGCAGAUUCUAUAUAUCAUCUGCAGCUUGGAUUUGCUUCCAUGGCGUCCAAGCCCUAUGUUUCGAGAUGGUACCUCAUGGUCAUGUGGCCAGUGACAUUCUGGUCUGUGAUUAUGACUUGGGUUUAUGGCCAUGCUUUUGUUUCAGAGAGAAACACCUUCAAGAAACUCAAGCUACAAUCUUGGGUAAUACCCAGAUACAAAAUAGAAUUUCUGCUUACAUAUUUUGGAAGAAACGAUAUCAGCGAACUAAUUGAAGAGGCAGUCUUAGAAGCAGAUAAGAAAGGAGCUAAGGUUUUGAGUUUAGGUCUUCUGAAUCAGAAAGAAGAACUUAACAUGAAUGGGGAGUUGUACAUCCAAUGGAUACCUCAGCUUAGAAUAAAGAUUGUUGAUGGAAGCAGCUUGGUGGCAGCUGCUGUGAUACACAGCAUUCCAAAGGAAACAGCACGAGUGAUCUUCAGAGGAAAGGUGUCCAAGGUUGCUCAUGCCGUAGUGUCAGCUUUAUGUCAAAAGGGCAUUCAGGUUAUUACAUUACAUGAGGAUGAAUAUAUGAAGUUAAAGCAAAAUGAAAAGUUGCUGGGAACUGACGUGGUUCUUUCAGAAAGUUACAGUCAAAAGAUAUGGUUGGUGGGAGAUGGACUGACUGAGAGAGAGCAGUUGCAAGCUUCAAAAGGAACAAUUUUCAUCCCAUUUUCCCUUUACCCACCAAGAAAAGUGCGCCAAGACUGCUAUUAUCACACUACACCAGCCAUGAUGGUUCCAAAAUCUCUUGAAAACCUUAACUCUUGUGAGAAUUGGCUGGAAAGAAGGGUGAUGAGUGCAGUGCGUGUGGCUGGAAUUGUUCAUGCUUUGGAAGGAUGGGAUGUUCAUGAGUGUGGCAACUCUGUCUUCAACAUUGACAAAGUUUGGGAAGCUGCUCUUCACCAUGGAUUUCGUCCUUUGGCAGUUCCUACCUAAUCAAAAGACUUUAGUGGCCUAUGCUAUCUAGCAUGAUUAUUCUGCCAUAUGCAACAAUCAUUCCCGAGCAUGAAAAUUAUAAUAUUUGCUCAGUUAUACUUUAUUGUAUUUCUAUUACUGAAGCAUUAUAUCAUGCUUAUUUUACAAAUAAGAAUUCCCCUCUUUA